Messenger RNA from Paralichthys olivaceus (Japanese flounder), 1033 nucleotides. It is a transcript of the gene psmg1, whose product is annotated as proteasome (prosome, macropain) assembly chaperone 1. Gene Ontology annotation, biological process: proteasome core complex assembly. Gene Ontology annotation, molecular function: proteasome binding. NCBI's taxonomy places the organism in Eukaryota, Metazoa, Chordata, Actinopteri, Pleuronectiformes, Paralichthyidae. Gene Ontology annotation, cellular component: endoplasmic reticulum. The record is from RefSeq and is a predicted model, not a curated record.
UUUACUCUGAAGGGGCGUCGCUGCGGGCGGAAGUGGCGCUCGUCUGUCAUGGCUGCGAGUGUGCAUCUGAAUCACUAGGCAAACUUUCGGUUUCUUCUGGGAACGCAGUGAGCAUGGCGACGUUUUUCGGCGAGGUGCUGUCGGUGUAUUCUCGGGCUGUGGAGGAAGACGAAGAGGAGCUUGAGGAGAACGAGGAGGACGAACAAAUCCGCAGAGAGCUGGAGGAAAAGAGGGAGGUUCAUCUGCACUGGAGCCCUGAAGUCUCAGAUUCACUCAAGUCUGGAAACAAGUUGCCGUGUUCUGAGUUCAUCCUCGCUGUGGGACACAACGCUGCCAGGUUUCUGUCAGUGUACGUUCUCACCUCUGCAAACUGGGACACAGUGGGUCAUGCAUCAGUGUGGAACGAGAGGAGCCAAGCUGGACAAACCAGCAAGGAUUCAGCAUGUGUUUUCUACAGACACAAGGAGAACCCAUCAGUUUUGAUAUGCCAAGUGACUUCCUACAUCGCAGAAGACCAGCUUUUUCAGUGGACAGAAAAGGUUUUUGAUUGUCUUGAGCACAGAGAGCUGAACGUGACAGUGUUAUCAGAUAGCUCUGUGGCUGAUUACAAGACAGCAGACUAUCUGUGCACCAGCUCCGCUCCCUUCCUGCGCUCUCUCCACACCGGUACAUUCAGUGGUCAGCCGGUCUGCCAAUCACUGGAGCAGCCCAACAUAAUAACUGGGCUUCCAGCUGCAGUACUGAACCACAGCCAGGUCCACCGCAUCGCCACUGUCGUUUACCAGUGUUACAGUGACGUCAUCGGCCCUGACUCUGUCACCAUGGAGACCUACAAGCCUGCACUAACCAAGCUUGGGAAGUCCAUACAGUUGGACUCGUCUCCGAAUACAGAUGUCCUCCGCAAGUUUAUCAAAACCACUGACAUUCAGAGUAAUCUCUAUAUCUGAAAAUGUUGCACACUGAGUGGUGCAAUUAAAGUAUGUUUUCCUCUGAUAAAAUACUGUCAUUUUCUAAAAUAAAGAAAAAAUAAAUA